AUGGCGCGUGCAGAAUAUCGAAACGAUUCUCGUCGUAAAUUGGCUUUGAUAAUCGGAAAUGGUGAUUAUGUCAUGGGAAGAUCUUUAUUCAAUACAACAAAUGAUGCAAAACGAAUGACAAAUGUUUUAAAACAUCUUGGAUUUGUUAUUCAUGGAGGUGAACCGAAACUAAAUGUAACUUUCGAUGAAUUUGCCGUGACUUUGACGAGUUUUAUUUGUUCAAUCGGACCAAACGAUUUGGUUUUGUUUUAUUAUUCUGGACAUGGAAUUCAAUGGGAGGAUCAAAACUAUUUGAUUCCAGUGGAUAAUUUCAAAGAGGAAAAUAAUCGAAGAGUCGAACUGAGUGGAAUAGAUUUAAAAAGACACGCGAUCAAUGCACAAACUUUUCUGAAUACUCUCGAUGAUCGGGAUCCAUUUGCAAUUUUAUUUUUCUUGGAUUGUUGUCGAACAUACCAUUUAAGACAUGAAGAAUUACGGAAAAAUCGAUCAAAAGGUGAUCUGUCUACUCAUUUUCAGGGAUUAAGAUUAAUGCCUUUGAAGAUUGGUUCAUUAAUUGCAUUUGCUUGUGCACCUGGAACAACCGCGGAUGAUGGAAAUAGUGAAGAGAAGAAUGGAUUAUUUACAAAACAUCUUUUGAGACAUCUUUCAACAUCGGAGGAAGAUAUUUUCGGAAUAUUAACGAAUGUAACAAAAGGAGUUGUUGAAGAAUCGAACAAACAUCAAAUUCCACAUGUCACAUUUUCGUUAACUGAAAAGAUUUUCUUAUUCAAUGAAAAGCAAAUAGAAAGCAAAUUCAACAAAUGGAAACAAAAAGGAACAACUGUAGCAGGAGGAUAUGGAAAAGGUCACGAAUUAAAUCAGCUCUGGCAUCCAAUUGGAAUUUUCAUUGGCAAACGCCUAAAUCUGUUUAUUGCUGAUUAUCAUAAUCAUCGAAUCAUUCGAUGGAAACCAAAUGAAAGUCAAGGAACGAUCGUGGCAGGUGGAAAAGGAAUGAAUCAAUUAAAUUGCCCAACAUAUGUGAUUGUGGAUGAAGAAAAUGAUUCAUUGAUUAUUGCUGAUAAUGGAAACAAACGAGUGGUUCGAUGGUGGAAUGAGAAUGAACAAGAAGUUCUCAUUGAUAAUAUUCAAUGUUGUCGAUUGACCAUGGAUCGAGAUGGAUUGCUUUAUGUUUCGGAUUGGAAUAAACAUGAAGUGAGAAGAUGGAAAAUAGGAGAAAAAGGUCGAGGAAAAGUAGUUGCUGGUGGAAAUGGAGAAGGAGAUCAACUGAAUCAACUGAAUUCUCCCGGUUUUAUCUUUGUGGAUGAUGAAGAAUCUGUUUAUGUUUCAGAUUAUGAAAAUCAUCGUGUGAUGAAAUGGAGAAAAGGCGCAAAGGAAGGAAUUGUUGUUGCGGGAGGGAACGGUUGUGGAAAUCAUCCGAAUCAACUGAAUGGUCCUCAAGGAAUUUGUGUUGACAAGUUUGGUUGCAUUUAUGUUGCCGAUUGGGGAAAUGAUCGAAUAAUGCGUUGGUGUAAGGGUGACAGAGAAGGUGAAAUCAUUGUUGGCGGAAAUGAAUCAAAUCAGUUGUGUUUUCCGAUGGAUAUUUCAUUUGAUGUUAAAGGAAAUUUGUAUGUUACUAAUUAUGGAGAUCAUCGCAUCACAAGAUUCGACUUAUAUUCUUGA
Adineta ricciae is the source of this 1659-nucleotide messenger RNA. Lineage: Eukaryota; Metazoa; Rotifera; Eurotatoria; Adinetida; Adinetidae. The record is from the annotation of a GenBank genome assembly.